UGAAGAUGGCUGAAAAUGUCGCGCGUCAGUCCGAUAUGUUCUCGAAGAGAGGGACGAUGCUGUAGAUAUGUGCACGUGAGACAGUGCGAAACGUUCGUUUCGUCUUAUAUAGUCAAAAUCCGCAUUUACGAUGUCAGAUGAGUCCGAGUAUGACGUGGAGCCGGAGGAGUUUGAUAUCUACAAGAGGAAGUAUCAAUUGCUGUUAGAAAGAUGCGAGAUUUUACAGCAGGAGAAUGAACGAUUGGUCUAUAGAAUUCAGAAAGUGAGGAAGCUUCUGCGACGCACGAGAAAAGAGAAAAAAUUUCUGAUCGAUCGAUUGGACCAACAUGGAGAUCGCUGGCGCGAAGUACCAAUGGGUGUCCUUGAGGAAAAUAGUGUAUUCCAAACAACUCCAAAAUCAGAGAAAGGUGGGAAAGGUGCUUCUCAUAAUGCCAAAGAGGAAAAACCCAAGAAAGGGACCAAGAGAAAAGGUGCAAAAGCUGAUCCAAAUGCGCCAAAACGUCCUGCUAAUCCCUUUUUCCAGUUUUGUCAGGAACAAAGGCCACGUGUAAUGGAACGUUUGGCCGGAGAGCCGGAACCUAGUAAACAAGAAUUAACUAGACAACUUGCAACCACAUGGAAAUCUCUUAGUUCUGAGGAUAAAAAAGUAUAUUACGAUAUGUACGAAAGAUCCAAAGAAAAGUAUGUCGCUGAGAUGCAAAUAUACAACAAGAAAACUGAAGAUGCACCUUGUCAGGUGCCUUUAAAUAUCACAUAAUACUUAAUUGUGACAAUAUCCAUUCAUUACAAGAUAAGUAAUUUAUGGUUGUACUUUUUAAUAUGUAGAAGCAGGUUAUUGUAUGUACAUUAAUGUUUAUAAUUAUGUAGAAAGUAUAUACCAAAUAUUGUAUAAUUUUUUCUUACAUAUGUGAAUAUGGAACAACACUUUUAGCCCAUGUAUCUCUUAAACAGAGCUGGCCACGAUCUGCACAUUUCGGGCGAAAUUCAGUAGGUGACGCUUACCCUGCCCCUCGCAUCGCUCCGCGCUCAGCGGCCGGGGUGACGAUCGCGGUAUACUCAGGCCUGUCGCUGUAUAGGAAAUCAGCUGAGGCGUCACAUUAUCAUUAAAAUUGUUUCCUCGUUUAAUAAUUACUUUAAAAUAUAUAUGCUUACGUGUUUAAUACAUACAUAUAUAUAUAUAUAUAUGCAUACAUACAUACAUACAUACAUAUAUAAUCGAUAAAUAUAUAUAUUUUAACAUGAUUAUUAAACGAGGAAACAAUUUUAAUGAUAAUGUGACGCCCCAGCUGAUUUCUUAUACAGCGACGGGCCUGAGUGUACCGCGACUGUCGCCCCUGCCGACUGACUUGCAGCAAUUAGACGAUGUACAUGUAAACGUAUACAUUUAACCUACAAAUUUAUACAUGUCAAGUGAUCUACACUCUGUAUAUAACGUGUCUCAAUUAUUACGGAUACUAUGCUGAGAAUACUAACGCGGAGCGGUGCGAGGGGGACGGUAGGCGUCACCUACUGAAUUUCGCCCGAAAUGUACAGAUCGUGGCCAGCUCUGUCUUAAA
Harpegnathos saltator (Jerdon's jumping ant) is the source of this 1556-nucleotide messenger RNA. Its product is annotated as high mobility group B protein 6. Gene Ontology annotation, biological process: regulation of transcription by RNA polymerase II. The record is from RefSeq and is a predicted model, not a curated record. The coding region runs from base 131 to 757 and encodes 208 amino acids. Lineage: Eukaryota; Metazoa; Arthropoda; Insecta; Hymenoptera; Formicidae. The transcript is spliced from 4 exons.